Chilo suppressalis (striped riceborer) is the source of this 1882-nucleotide messenger RNA. NCBI's taxonomy places the organism in Eukaryota, Metazoa, Arthropoda, Insecta, Lepidoptera, Crambidae. The record is from the annotation of a GenBank genome assembly.
CAGUGGGGUGAGGUGAUCGAAUACUUUACAGAGAUUAUACUUCCUUGAGCAACGGUAUCAACAGUUCAAAUCCAAUCUUGUCUCCCAGUAGCAUUGGUAAGUAGUUCACUAGUUCAAUUAACAAAAUGGACGGAAUUAACCAAAUUAAUUAGUUGGGAAUCUAUAUAACGGGUGUCGGAAAGAAAUUGGCCUCAUUUGCGAACUAAACACCGGAGGAUUUUGUGUCAAAAUGGAAAAGGAACCUGAAAUUCCCGUUUAUGGCGAAGUUUGUAAAAGAAAACUGAAAAGGAAACGUCAAAGAAUGCUUUUGACGGAGCUUUUUUUCGACUUUUCUAAAAAUACGACGUUACACGGUUUGAGAUACGUAACUGACAGUGGCCUUGAAAUUAUCGAAAAAAUCUUCUGGACACUUACCUUCUUCGUGAGUGUCGCGUUGUCAUUCUAUUUUAUCUUCAACGUAUGGCACAAAUGGAAGACGAGCCCUGUGAUAGUCAGUUUCAGUGAAAAACACAUUUCAGUAGAAGCGGUACCAUUUCCAUCAGUGACUAUUUGUCCUCAAAUGAAGUCUAUGUCCCAUAAGAAACACAAUAACCAAAGUGAAUCCAAUGAUGAUGAUAAUCAACAAUAUCCAAAUUCUACCUAUUAUGAUGAAGAUGUUCGUGAAGCUUUGUCUCUAAUGUGUGAUUCAGUAAUUAGUCCAUUUGCGAAAAUCUUUAGUCAUAUAGAUGCAUCAGUUGUUAACCAGUUGUAUAAUUUAUCACUUGACUAUGAAAACAUGUUUGCUGGCUGUAACCAAUACAUGACCAAACCAAGAGGAUGCACUUACUCAUUUAAAAAAUCUUUGACGGAAGAUGGAGUGUGUUAUACUUAUAAUGGUCUCAGCGAUGAAGAAAUUUUAAGAGGAGAAAACAUUCAACAAGAAUUCAAGUACACUCAAGCAAAUCAAGCUACAAGAAACUGGACUAUGGCGGAUGGAUACAUCACUGAUGACCCAAAAGCAUACCCUGUCCGAGGACUGAAUUCAGCUGAAGAUCGAAAUAUGGGGUUUAAACUUAAUAUAAGACAUGAUAUCAAAAAUGAAAUCUGCCAAAAAGUCUACAGUACUUAUAAGAUUUACUUGCAUCACCCUGCUGAUCUACCCCAGUCUUCAUCUUACUAUUUUGCUGCUCUCCCGGAUCAAUUGUCUUCAAUGGCUCUACAGUUCACAAUGGUUACGACGAGUAAAACAUUAAAAAGCUAUCCAUUGGAAACCCGACAGUGCUAUUUCCCCGAAGACAAGUGGUUGAAAUAUUUUCAAUUAUACACCUACAACAAUUGCAAACUUGAAUGUCUUCGUAAUAUAACUUACAAACUGUGUGGUUGCGUUGCGUAUUACAUGCCACAUAGUGAUAGUAAUGAAAUCUGUGCAGCCCGUGCGGCUGCAUGUAUUCAUUUCGGUAAAACUUUAGUGCUAAGGAAAUGGAAAGAAUGCAACUGCCUGCCGGCAUGUAACUCUGUCCAGUAUAAUGCAGACAUUCACAAGGAUUAUUAUGACGCAGCCAAAGGUAGAAGAUUAAGAAACAAGCAGAAGAACAAAGGGAUUAUAAAUUACCCAUUGGCUAAGGUGAACAUCUUCUACAAGGAGCCAAUGUUCAUGUCCAUCCGCCGUUCAGAGCUGUUCGGUCUGACGGAUUUCCUGGGCCAGUGCGGAGGGCUGCUGGGUCUGUUCCUUGGGUUCUCCUUCCUGAGCCUUAUCGAGAUCUUCUACUUCGUAACUUUUCGUGUUUACUACACAUUCAAAAUGGAUUUGAAAAGAGAGAAGGAACAAAAUAUCAGUUAUGGAACAAAGCAACAUGAUAAAUAAAAAAAAAUGUUUUUCUUGAAUAUACCUUAAUAAAAAAAA